GCUCCCAAAUAGGGUAACAAUGAGACCCAAGUCCAAACUCCACGCCGAUUUCCCCAAUAUUGCUGCACGCGAUCACUCAAAAUGCAGCGGGAGGCGAUGGAGGAGAAGGGCAAGGGAAGCGAGAGAUGGAGCUCAGCCAUCGCGAACCUUUCGGAAAUGGCUUCUAAUCUCGACUCUCUGCAAAAGCUACUCAUGAAGAAAGCUGUAUUUGUGGACGAAGAGACCUAUGCCAAAGCCUCUCUGAGCUCAGAGCAAGCCCGUACCAUCAAGGUUCUUGAACAAAGGGUAGAGACUUUGGAACGUGAACUUGAUGCUGCUAUUACAGCUGCUGCUCGUGCUCGUUCAGAAAAACGACAGGCUGAGGCUGCACAAAAAGCUGCUGAAUUACAUGUACAGGAGGUCUCCAGAGAGCUUGAAAACACAACAAAGGUAUUUGAGCUGCACAUGGAGGAGUUACGUGCAAAGCAGGAAGAGAUCUCCCGGAGAGACAAUGAUAUUAAAGUUUUAGAAGCUAUUAUUCAAACACUUGGUGGAAAAGAGUCGCGAUCGUCGAAGGGGUGUACUUCCAACACUCCCGGAAUGUGUCUUCAUGGAGUAUAGGCAGGAGAUGGCUUGACCAAAAGUUAUUUCACCAAAAGUUAUUUCUUUUUGUAUGGAUGAAAGAUAUUUUCCAUAUGAAUAUAUAUUUGUUGUUUGUGCCGAAUAGAAUACUCAUCAUUUUAUUAUUUAGUUAUAUAGGACAACACUAAGAUGGAAUUGACAUUCAUGUUCUCGUAUACAUUUAUGUGUCUAGUAAGAUUUAUUUUGAUGA
Molecule: messenger RNA, 811 nt
Organism: Malania oleifera
Lineage: Eukaryota; Viridiplantae; Streptophyta; Magnoliopsida; Santalales; Ximeniaceae
Exons: 4
Coding region: 82-600 (172 amino acids)
Source: RefSeq, a predicted model, not a curated record